This is a messenger RNA of Eutrema salsugineum, 2039 nucleotides long. RefSeq names its product isochorismate synthase 1, chloroplastic. Bases 115 to 1818 code for a protein of 567 amino acids. Gene Ontology annotation, cellular component: plastid. Gene Ontology annotation, biological process: phylloquinone biosynthetic process. The transcript is spliced from 15 exons. Lineage: Eukaryota; Viridiplantae; Streptophyta; Magnoliopsida; Brassicales; Brassicaceae. The record is from RefSeq and is a predicted model, not a curated record. Gene Ontology annotation, molecular function: isochorismate synthase activity.
UCUUCAAACAAAAAACAAACCAAAAAAUAGUCUCUAGUGUCUUGCUAGUUGCUACAAACAGCUAGCAAAUUAAAAAAUCCACACAAAAAAUAUUUUAAAACUCACUCUCACCAAAUGGCGUCAAUUCAGCUCUCUUCUCGUUUUCUGGGCUCAAAUACUAAAAAACACAGCUCCAUUUCCAUCUCUCGUAACUACUCUCCAACCCCAUUCACCAGAUUAUUCUCCCGCAAGAGGUUUAUGUCGUGCUCGAUGUCUAUGAACGGAUGCGAGGGUGAUUUCAAGACGCCACUUGGAACAGUGGAGACGAGGACUACGGCGACUGUUUUGUCGCCGGAAGCCGCCACUGAGAGGUUAAUCUCCGCCGUGUCGAAGCUGAAAUCUCAACCUCCGUCGUUUUCCUCAGGCGUCGUCCGGUUACAGGUGCCAAUUGACCAGAAAAUCGGAGCAAUCGAUUGGCUUCAGGCACAGAACGAGAUUCAGCCUCGGUGCUUCUUCUCUCGUCGCAGCGACGUUGGUCGUCCCGAUCUUCUUCUCGACUUAGCCAGCGACAAUGAUAACGGAAACGGAGGAGCCUCCUCUGAUCGUAACCUGGUUAGCGUCGCCGGUAUCGGAUCCGCCGUGUUCUUCCGUGACCUUGAUCCCUUCUCUCAUGAUGACUGGAGAUCCAUCAGAAGGUUUCUGUCUUCUAAGUCACCUCUGAUUCGUGCGUAUGGGGGAAUGCGAUUUGAUCCCAAUGGAAAGAUCUCUGUAGAAUGGGAACCUUUUGGUGCAUUUUACUUUGCAGUGCCUCAGGUUGAGUUUAAUGAGUUUCUAGGAAGCUCAAUGUUGGCUGCAACUGUUGCUUGGGACGAUGAGCUCUCUUGGACGCUGGAAAACGCCAUUGAAGCACUCCAGGAGACGAUGCUUCAGGUUUCUUCUCAUGUAGUGAAGUUACGGAGGGAAUGUUUAGGUGUAUCUGUUGUUAGCAAGAAUCAUGUUCCUACAAAAGGGGCUUAUUACCCUGCUGUAGAGAAGGCUUUGGAGAUGAUAAAGCAAAAGAGUUCAUCCCUUAGCAAGGUUGUGCUUGCUCGCAACAGCAGGGUCAUCACGGAUACCGAUAUUGAUCCCAUUGCUUGGCUAGCACAGUUACAGGGUGAAGGGCAUGAUGCGUAUCAGUUCUGUCUUCAACCACCAGGUGCACCAGCUUUUAUAGGAAACACGCCUGAGAGACUUUUCCAAAGGAGUCAGUUAGGUGUCUGCAGUGAAGCUUUGGCUGCAACUAGGCCUAGAGCUGCAUCAAGGGCUCGUGAUAUGGAGAUAGAGCGUGACUUACUAACCAAUCCCAAAGACGACCUUGAGUUCUCUAUUGUACGAGAGAAUAUUAGAGAAAAAUUAAACGCUAUAUGUGACAGGGUAGUUGUUAAGCCCCAAAAAACUGUGAGGAAGCUUGCAAGAGUGCAACACUUAUAUUCUCAAUUGGCGGGGAACCUUAGGAAGGAAGAUGACGAGUUUGACAUCUUGGCUGCUCUGCAUCCAACUCCAGCUGUUUGUGGGCUUCCAGCCGAAGAAGCCCGGCUUUUGAUUAAGGAAAUAGAAUCAUUUGAUAGAGGAAUGUACGCCGGGCCUAUUGGGUUUUUUGGUGGUGAUGAGAGUGAAUUUGCAGUCGGAAUCAGAUCAGCUCUAGUUGAAAAGGGUCUUGGGGCAUUGAUCUAUGCGGGGACAGGGAUAGUAGCAGGAAGCAACCCAACCUCAGAGUGGAAUGAGCUUGAUCUAAAGAUUUCUCAGUUCACCAAGUCAAUUGAGCAUGAGGCAACAACAACUCUGCAGCCGAUUAACUGAAGAAGAGUAGCAUUUGUAUUUUCAUUGUAUUAUGGGAAUGGGGUUUACAGUAGAAUCAAUCAAUGUGUGUUGUCUUAUCUUGUAAAUAAAAAGAAUUAUUGCUGGAAGUUAUGGGCUUUUCUGAUUGUUAAUAGGCCACGUCUUUCUUUGUUGUAACUAGGCCGGGCCUUUUCUGAAUGUUAAUCGACCGAGCCUUUUUAUGAUUGCUAAUGGGUUUUCUA